AUGGAUAUGGCGGGAAUUUCUUAUCCUGUUAUUCCUGACCCUGUGCCUACGCCCAACGACAAUGCUAAAGCGUUACUUGGCAUAUGUGCUGAAGAAGAAUUACUAGUUGUUAACAAUUUACAAAAUAUGAAUUCUCAUUAUUUGAGUAAGAAAAUCUAUUGUAAAGGAAGUGAAUGGAUAUCUGAAUUGGAUAUUUGUAUCGUGUCUAAGGGUUUACUCAGCUUGAUUGAAUCCUUUGACGUUGUUAGAGACAACUCUUUACUUUCAGAUCACGCACCAAUUAGUGUUACGCUACAACCACCUUCAACUUGUCUCGAAACUCUUAAACUGAGAUCAUUUGAACUGGGUAAACAUGGUGCAGAGAUUAACGUUAUUGAUAUGGUGAAAACUCGCCAGUCAAUAAGCAAAAGACCUAUACGAUAUCAGAACAUCAACUAUGAAUUAUUUGUGUCCAAACUCAAUGAGAUAGAUUUGCAUACACAAUGUAGUGACGAUAUAGAUGUAACAGCCUCUACUAUAACUGAAACGUUAUAUGAAUGUGGAAGUGCCAGUAAAUAUCCACGUUGUGCCCGUGUAGAGGAGGUGACUGAUGGAAGAGGAAGGUGGGAAAGAAUGUUGGAUAAUAAUGAUCAGGCUAAAUUAUGGCAAGCAAUAAACUGGCGCGGUGAGAUAACAGACGAUAGUAACAACACAGAGUCCAUGCCAGAUGAUGAAGUCUUUAAAGAGCACUUUGAAAAAAUAUUUAAUCCACCGGAUAUAGUUUACCCGAAUGCUAAUGAUCUACACUCUCAUCUCAACAUACCGAUAUUAGACGACAUAAUCAACGUAGAAGAGGUGCAGAGACAGAUUAAGAGAUUAAAACCAGGCACGGCUUGUGGCCCUGAUGGAGUACCACCUACACUUUUCAAAGUUUUACCUGUUCAAUGGAUAAUGUUUAUAACUACACUCUUUAAUAACAUAUUUCUGACUGCCUCUUACCCUACUAGUUGGAUAAUGGCAAAACUGUUCACUAUAUAUAAACGUGGGUCUAAAGCACUCCCAAGUAAUUAUAGAGCAAUUAAUGUUAUUAAUACAAUAGCAAAAUCAUAUGACAUGGUCCUGUCAGCUCGCCUCCAUCAGUGGUUUGUGCCUCACCAGGAACAGGCGGGCAGUCAGCCAGGAAGAGGAUGUGUGGAACAUCUGGUAACACUCAGAGUGUUGAUGGAUAUUGCUCGAAGGAAAAAACUGAAGCUAUUUAUUACAUUUGUGGAUUUCAGUAGAGCUUAUGAUUGUGUACCGAGGUUUGAUUUGUUUAUGUCGUUGAAGAGGAUGGGAUGUGGUGUUACUAUGCUCUUAGCUUUGGCUGCAAUGUAUAGAUGUACGAAUAGUGUGGUGGGAACUGCUGUCAUCGCAACCACCGUUGGUGUGCGUCAAGGCACACCCACAUCUUGUAUACUGUUUAUCCUUUAUGUUAAUGAAAUGAUACAAAUGUUAAAACAACGAUGUCCUGUGGAUGGUUUCCUUGCAUGGUUGCAUGUUUUAGUCAUGAUGGAUGACACUAUACUGUUAUCAACAACUCGAGAUGGAAUGAAAAGUAAGACAAAAAUUUUACAAGAGUUUUGCAGCACUCGUGGUAUGAUCCUUAAUGAUAACAAGACGAAAUUUAUGGUGUUGAAUGGAGAUAAGGAAGAUAAGGAAAAUAUAACAAGUGAGAAUAAUGUUAUUAGUUGUUGUGAUCACUACAUUUAUCUAGGAAGUCCCUUUACUGAUGAUGGCUCUCCAUCAACUGCAAUUAAGUUACAUGCUAAUAUGAAGAUAUGCCAUACUUUGAAAUUUAUAUCUUUCAUUAAUAAGAAUAAUGAUGUGCCAUUUAUAGUUAAGAAAAAAAUAUUUGAUGCUGCACUUAUGUCGUCGCUACUGUACGGUUGUGAAUCCUGGCUCAAUGGAGUCACCAAGCCUAUAGAAAAACAGUAUAAAUGGUGUAUAAAGAAACUUCUUGGCGUAAGAAAAACGACGAACAAUGAUGUUUGCAUGGUAGAGUUGGGCAUGCCCCCAGUCUGUGCACUGGUUAAGGCAAAACAAAGAAAAUUUUUUAAAGAAAUGUGGACAAAAAGAAACACAAUGGAUGACGACCCACUUAUAUAUGCAAUAAAGGCGGCACUAAGGUAUAAUGAUGUUGUGUCCAGGUAUAUGACAGACUUGAUCACUGUCGACAGUGACGAUGUGCACAGUGCAAUGGAUGAGGUGAAGAUCCGUGUGAGAGUUUCAGUAUCAAACAGGCUAAGUUUUUAUAAGUCUGUUAAUAGUGAACUAAUAGUGCAUGACAUUUACAUAAAAAACGUUAAAGUUAAUGAAUUGGAACGAGUGUCCUGGACAAGGUUACGUCUGUCUUCACACUCGUUGGCAGUUGAAAAGGGACGCUGGAAUUGGCGAGGAAGGGGUCGUCUUCCCUUGGAGGAAAGAUUGUGUUCAUGUGGAAUAUUCACUUCUAAAUAA
Molecule: messenger RNA, 2475 nt
Organism: Scylla paramamosain (green mud crab)
Lineage: Eukaryota; Metazoa; Arthropoda; Malacostraca; Decapoda; Portunidae
Exons: 2
Coding region: 1-2475 (824 amino acids)
Source: RefSeq, a predicted model, not a curated record